Benincasa hispida (wax gourd) is the source of this 852-nucleotide messenger RNA. NCBI's taxonomy places the organism in Eukaryota, Viridiplantae, Streptophyta, Magnoliopsida, Cucurbitales, Cucurbitaceae. The record is from RefSeq and is a predicted model, not a curated record.
AUGACGGAAUUUAGUAUUCAAAGAUUGAGAAAGCUGAUCGUGUCUAUGACUUUCUGGAUGUUAAAUUCGAAAUUUGAUGUUGUUCGGAGUCGAAUAUUGGGCCAACGUCCUAUACCCUCUCUCAUGAAGGGCGCUGGUAUUGAACAGACUAGAAUUGUAGAUGGGUCUUUUGCCCUUGUUGCAGGAAAAGGCAAUCUCUCUCCGUUUGAGGGUUUAGUAUUACGUGAUAUGUUGCAUGUUCCUAAGAUAUCGAAGGAAACAGUGCCACCUGUUGUUUCUCUGGCUCCGGUCCAUGUGUCUGACCUAGUUUCAGUUCCAGGUAUGUGUAUACAUGACACUAAUGAUAUUGAUACUUGUGCUAAGACUGACACUUGCAGAAUGGACAAAGAUAAGGAAGGCAUUAAUAGUACCACUAAGGAAACCAUGACAAUCGAGCAUAGUGGGAAACUUGACGAGAUAGAAAGUCAUGAUGCUUCUCUUGAUCUUCCAAUUGCUCUGAGGAAAGGUACUAGAUACAAUAACUUCUCACCGGAGUUCAAGGCUCUUAUUACCAGUCUGCAUACAGUUUUUACCACAAAAUAUAAGUUUGAUGGGACUAUCAACAGGUAUAAGGCCAGAUUGAUUGCCAAAGGCUUUACUCAAACCUUUAGAGUAGAUUAUUCUGAGACAUUCUCCCCCGUAGCCAAGCUUAAUACUGUCCAGGUGUUGUUAUCUGUUGUUGUGAAUAAGGAUUGGCAUAUUCACCAACUGGAUGUAAAAAAUGCGUCCUUGGAUGGGAAACUUGAAGAGGAAGUCUACAUGAGUCCUCCCCCGGUUUUGAGAGUUAAUUCAAACACCGGGUGUGCAGACUGA